AUGGAACUGUACAUAGAGUACGAAGCAAAGAUAAUCUCCAAAGAUCGCGAUGGUUAUAUAGGCGUAAGAGUGACCGCACAUCCGCAUUUCAAAAUGAAUCAGUUACCGAUUCGAGAAAAGCAGACCGAAUACCACGGUGACAACGGCAACUCGUUUUGCUCCUCCAGCGAUGGACAACUGUACGGGUCCACCUUUACCAACGUGGGACUGCAAACACCCGACGAAAUGGUGGACGCAGAGUUUGGUCAGGAACUAGGUCAAGAACCAUUCAAAUUCGACAUCGAAGACAUGCUCAGGGAGAUGCGAGCGGCUAUCGACACGACCAUUUACAGUUCUCCCCUAUCGGACGAUCAGACCGACUGGACUGUGAUCUUGCAUGAAAUAGUUUCCUAG
Messenger RNA from Sabethes cyaneus, 393 nucleotides. Its product is annotated as ran-binding protein 10-like. The record is from RefSeq and is a predicted model, not a curated record. The transcript has 3 exons. The coding region runs from base 1 to 393 and encodes 130 amino acids. Lineage: Eukaryota; Metazoa; Arthropoda; Insecta; Diptera; Culicidae.